Molecule: messenger RNA, 2834 nt
Organism: Capra hircus (goat)
Lineage: Eukaryota; Metazoa; Chordata; Mammalia; Artiodactyla; Bovidae
Gene: ADAMTSL5
Product: ADAMTS like 5
Exons: 12
Coding region: 355-2112 (585 amino acids)
Biological process (GO): extracellular matrix organization
Cellular component (GO): extracellular matrix
Molecular function (GO): protein binding; metalloendopeptidase activity
Source: RefSeq, a predicted model, not a curated record
CCCGCCCCUCCCCUCGGGCCCCGCCGCUUCCGCUUGCCCAGGGGCCGCCCGGGGAGCCAGGACGAGCCGCCUGGGCUCCGCGUAGCCGGCAGCUUGGGGGCUCCAUCCCACACCCUCUGCACAUGAGGCCAUGAGGCACCCACUGGACCAGGGCCAGGUCACCCCUCCCUGCCCCUCACCCCAUCCAGGAGCUCCUUGCUGUCCCACAUCUGGGAGCUGAGGGAGCCCUGAAGGCUGGGGGCCUGCCUGUGAGGGGGUGCCUUUGCCGGGCACCAGCCCCAGCUCCCACCAGCCACACCCUCUGCCAGGUCUCAUAGAAUACUGGACAGAACCGAGCUGGUCCCCAUUGCACAGAUGGGGAAACUGAGGCCAGAGAAAGCGGAGCACCUGGCCCCUUGCCAUACCAGAAGAGAUGAGAAGGGAAGCUCAGAGAGGAUGAGUUACUGCCUGAAAUCACACAGCCAGUCAGGGCAGAGCUGGGGUUCAACCCCUGGCCUGCUGGCACCCCAACUGCCAUGCACCCUCUGCCCCCUCAGACCCCACUCCCUCUGGAACCUUUUGCUCCUGCUGUGGACCUUCCUGAAUUGUGGUUUGGGGAGCAACACUCAGGGUCCGGGUGAGUGGACGCCAUGGGGUUCCUGGAGUCGCUGUUCCAGCUCUUGUGGGCGAGGGCUCUCAGUGCGCAGCCGGAGAUGUAUCCGGUUUCCAAGGGAAGAGCUGUGCUGGGGGAACACCCAUGAGUACCGCCUCUGCCAGCAGCCUGACUGUCCCCCGGCAGCCAUGCCCUUUCGAGACCUCCAAUGUGCCCUCUACAAUGGCCACCCUGUCCUAGGCACCCAGAACACCUACCAAUGGGUGCCCUUCUAUGGUGCACCCAACCAGUGCGACCUCAACUGCCUAGCGGUGGGGCACGACUUCUAUCACAGCUUCGGUCGCGUGCUGGACGGUACCCCCUGCAGUCCGGGCGCCCAGGGACUCUGCGUGGCUGGCCGCUGCCUCAGUGCCGGCUGUGACGGUUUGCUGGGCUCCGACGCCCGCGAAGACCGCUGCGGCCGCUGCGGCGGGGCCAACGACUCGUGCCUCUUCGUGCAGCGCGUGUUCCGCGAUGCCGGUGCCUUCGCUGGGUACUGGAACGUGACCCUGAUCCCCGAGGGCGCCAGAUACAUCCGCGCCGCCCACCGGAGCCGGAACCACCUGGGUAUCGCAGGGUCCGAGGGAGGAGGCGCCCCGCUGGCCGCCCGAAUCCCGCGGGGAGGGAGAUGGCAGGGUCGGGGAGAUGGGCAAGGCCGUUUCCAGGGAGCCCGGGCUGACCCUUCCCUUGCAGCGCUGAUGGGGGGCGACGGGCGCUACGUGCUCAACGGGAACUGGGUGGUCAGCCCGGCCGGGACCUACGAGGCAGCGGGCACCCGCGUGGUCUACACCCGCGCCACAGGGCCGGAGGAGACGCUGCGCGCCGCCGGGCCCACCUCCGAAGACCUGCUCUUGCAGGUCCUCCUGCAGGAGCCCAACCCAGGCAUUGAAUUCGAGUUCUGGCUCCCUCGGGAGCGCUAUGGCCCCUUCCAGGCGCAGGCUCAGGUCUUGGGCUGGUCCCCGCGGCAGCCUCAGCCUCGGGAGGUAGAACCUCAGCCCCUUGAGUCCCCCACUGUCAUCCCUCCACGGACCCCGAUCCCCACUCCAGAGCCCUGUCCACCCUGCCCAGACACCCGCGGUCGUGCCCACCGGUUGCUCCACUAUUGCGGCAGUGACUUCGUGGGUGCAUGGUUGGGACCCAGGCUCUGUCCAGCAGGGCUCAGCAUGGUCCCACCCACAGUGUUCCGUGCCCAUGUACUGGGCCGCAUCCGCCAGGCCCAGGAGACCCGCUAUGAGGUGCGCGUGCAGCUCAUCUACAAGAACCGCUCUCCACUGCGGGCCCUGGAGUACGUGUGGGCGCCAAGCCGCUGCCCUUGCCCCCCGCUGGCCCUCCAUCGGGACUACCUGCUGGCUGCCCGGCGCCUCAUCAGCCCUGAUGGCACCCAGGACCGGCUGCUGCUCCCCCAUGCUGGCUACGCCCGGCUCUGGAGCCCUGCCGAGGACAGCCGCGUGCGCCUGGCUGCCCGGCACUGCCCUCUCUGAGCCCCCGGACCAGACCUUGGCCACACCUGGGUGACUAGUCUCAAAGUCAGCAUAUGUCUCCUCUUGCUGUAGCUGCCAGGGAGCUAGGCACUGUUGGUCUUCCACCUGCAGCUCUAUGACUCUCCCAUCAUCACACUCAGACACCCCUACACGCAGAGCCGCUCUCACCAGCAAGCCCACACGGGUGGACACUCACUGAACAGACUUAAUUCUGGUCUCCUCACCUUGGCUGCCAGGAAGCCCAUAGCUGUUCUACACUCAGAGACUUUGUGUCUGCUUUUAUUCCCCUUGCUUCACACUCAUGUGCUCAGAGACAUUGUCACACACAAGCCUGGUCCCAAGAAAACAUGCCUAAAGGGACGUUGUAAUGGUUUUCCCUCUUGUCCUGCCUACCAGGAAGUUCAUCACUGUUUAACCCCCGAUACUCUCUCCUUUCACGCUGCUACUUACACAUGUACUCUCACGUUUUCAGAGACACUGUCACAAACAGGCAUGACCCCCAGAAAACAUGCCUACCCAGGCACUGUAACAUACCAAUUUCCCCUUUUGCCCUUGCUACCAGGAAGUUCACAGAUAAUCUUAACAGCUUCAGCAAUUUGAGGGUGGGGUGGGCUUUCCUCCAGGCAACCCUGCUGUUCACCCUUUUUUUAUUCCUAUUUAAUUUUUACAAGAGCUGUUUUAAAAAAAAAACAAAAAAAAAAACACAAGCCCAGUUACACACA